GCGUUUCGUUUUGCGCGCUCUAUUGAAUUGCUUCUGUGCAUACUUUAAAACUCGAGAUUUCUGUUGAUAUGUAUGUACGUUAAUUCUUAUACUUUUAUUGGGCAUUUUAAUGGAUCAUUGAUGUUUUAUAAAUUUAUACAUAUAUUGUGAGAAACAUUUUGAACGUGCUGCAUUAUUGAGUAACUAGUACGUAACUAAGUGAUAAAGAAAUUAAAUAGUUAAUGACUUAAUGAGACUGCUUAUCAAUUUCCUACUUGCGACGAUAUCUGCUAUGAAAUUAAGUUCUUUUUUAAACUUCCUUAGCAACUUACGCAUGUUCAAUAUUUUAUUAACAAAUAAUACUUAUAAAUAAGAUCCAUGAUUAAACAUAUUCUGUGAAAGAACUCUAUGAUAUUCUAUAUACUCUGUAAAAUUUUAUCAUUUCAUAAAAUGCAAACAAACUAAUAACAAGUGCAAAGAAAACUCGGUAUAACUUAUUAAAUUUAUACUUCCCAGACUUUCAAAAAAACAUGAAUAAUAGUACGAAAAAGCCAUUGACCAUAUGUAUACGUAUAUAUGUUAUAUAACUUUUUGAAGCCAAAUUCAAAUAUUGGCGCCACAACUUGGCGCCGCUAUACAGUCCUAGGAUCUAUAGACGCUAGUAAUAGUGCUAAUGCAUCCGAGUUUUUGGGAGCGUUGGCAGCACUGAGCUCUCAGCCAAGUUCGGCGGUACGUCGCGGAAAAUCCCAAGUCCGCGCAGCGGGUUAUACGCUGCAGGCGGUAGGUAUAUAGGUAUAGUUCUCCCUCUGCACGACCCACGCCGUCCCGGUUAGUUUUCGUGCAUCCAACAUGGCUGGACGAGGUGGUUACGAUGAUUUGAGAGAUUAUUCAGGCUCGCGCAGCAGUAAACCUUUGCCUACCGAGCCACCCUACACUGCAUACGUUGGCAAUCUACCAAAUGGUAUUGUCCAGGGUGAUGUCGACAAAAUUUUCCAGAAUAUGAAUGUGAAGAACAUUCGACUUGUCAAGGAUCGAGAGACAGAUAGGUUUAAAGGUUUUUGUUACGUUGAAUUCGAGGAUUUGUCAGACCUCAAGAAUGCUAUCAAGUUAAAUGGAUGUGUCGAGGUAGAAGGAAGUCUUCUUAAGAUCGAUGUAGCCGAGGGCAAAAGGAACGACAGAGGAGGUGGUUUCGAUAGAAGGGGCAGAGGAGGUGGUGGCCCUGGUGGUUUCAGAGGUGGCCGAGAUGGUGGCGGUCCACCAAGAGGAUAUGGCGAUGAUUUUGGUAGCCCUUUCAUGUUUCAGAGAGGGUACAAUGAUCGGGGGAUGCAAGGUGGUAGGCCUGGCGGUGGCUUUGGCGGUGAACCCCGAGGCAACCGAGGAAAUUAUGGCAACUUUGGUGGAAACGAGGAGGCCGGUGGUGGUAGGGACUGGAACUACCGCGGCGCCAGUGGUCCAGGUGGUCCAGGUGGACCAGGUGGUCCCGUGGGUGCCCCCCCAGGUGCCGGUUCCUCCAGGUACGGCAGUCGACCGCGUGGUGGACCCUCUGACAGAAAAUAUCCUGAAGAUUCCUUCAUGAAGGAACCCGCUCCAGAUACCACUGGUAGGAAACGUUUGGUGCUGGCACCGAGAACCGUUCAGGAUCCAGUGAACGCGCUAGCUGAAACCGCCACACGUAGUUCGAUUUACGGUGGGGCCAAGCCGCGAGAAGAAAAAAUUGAAGAUGAUGCAGAGGAAGCUAAGUAAAUUCACAUACUGCGCUGUAACAGUUUCUUUCUUCCCAGUCAACAGUAGAGAGAAAUCAGUCUCCUUUAACAGCAAAUUUCAUUGGAAAAAGCUUGAAUGUAAGAGUCCUUCCAACUUCCUGGUAGAUGUCAAUAGCCAGAAUCUCCCUAGAGACUUCAUUUUUUUUCAUUACAAAAUAAUUUUUUCAUUCGAUCUUACAAUAGAUGAAAAAAAAACUGUUUAUGGGGAGAGUCUUUCUUAGUAAGAUUUUGAGAAGACAGACACUAUUGAGAAAUUAGGAAGUCAAAUUUUUCCUGUUUUGAAAAAUUGUAUGGUAGCUUGGAAAACAAAUAUUCGUAUGACUUUUUGUUUAGACACACUUUUUUUUAUUAAAGUCAAGUCUAUAUACAAAGUUAUUUGUAAAAAGAUUUAAGUUUGAGAAUAAUGCAUUUUUGAUUGUCUUUUUUUUAUCUCAAAGGAGCAUUGAUACCGAAACUAAUAUUGUACAAAUUUUAUUUAUCUUCUUCAGGAAGAAUUAUGUUUUGAUGUACAUAUAAAAUCUGAAAGAAUGAUAUGUCGAAUAUUAGUAAUUUUUUACAGCAAAACAAUUUAUAAUAAUUAGAACACCCCUUUGCAAUCAAAAGAAAAAUAAAUCGAUGCUCUUAAAAACAGUGAGUAUGUGUCGACAAAAAUUUCAAUUAUGCGAUUUGGUAUUUUAUUUUUCAUUAUAUUUCACUAAUAAAAUUUAUUCCUCACAACAUUAUGAUGAGCCUGUUUCUCAACAACGUAAAAAAGGAACUUAGAACCGCGCUUAGCGUCAGCAAUUUGGCAUAAGACAUUUUCUAUUCAAUAAAUACAGCACUUAUGCGAUAACCAGCGUAAAAUUAGAGACUUCUUCUAGAAGUUAAGAGAAACCAAUAAAAAAUAAUAAUAGUUAAUUAUAGAACACGUACAGGCACCACAUCAGACGCGUAAAUGCAUGUCUGAAUAUCGAUAAUAUUUAUGUGAAUAAUUAAGACUAUUGACAUAGGUAACAAAAAUACCGCGUGCACGAAUAUAUUUUGAUAUUCAUGCAGAUUUGUGUUGGGAAAAAAUUUGUGUCUCUACUUGUAAACGACAUCAAGAGUACAUCAAUCAUAAAAUAAAAAUAAAGUUGCAUUGCACGGAGCGCAAAAGUAAUAAUAAUGAUAAUAAUAAUAUUAACAAUAAUAAAAAGUAAUCGAAAAAAAAUAGUAAAACCAAUCAAUUUUUUUACACGCAGAAUGCACGCACUUUUCUUCGACAAACUUAGAAUCGAGAGAAGAAUGCGUUGCAGUUUUGCUCCUCCGCUGAUUUUCGAAGAGUACAAAAAGAAGCUAGUGAAAUCCCUCUCUUUCCACUCAAUUCUUUUCUUAAAAUGUUUUUCUUUUGCUUUUAUUAUUGACCUGAAGUAUCUCUCCCUUUUCACUGUGUACACAUUCUCUUUGCUACAAAACGAAAAUACACUAUUAAAGGACGUAAGUAGACAAAAAAAUUGAUAAAACGUGAGCAUUAUUCGAAUCACCAAUUCGAAAAAUGUAAAAAAAUUUUUAUUAUCGCCGAUAGAACGAUGUUACCGAUGCUAAGCAAGUGUAACGAAUCCAAAGAACUUACGUGAAUUUUAAACACGUUAGAUCUUUAUUAAAUCAUAAGAAUGAAACAUCAAAAGUAUAUCCAAGCGCGUAUAUAAUGCUGAGUCACUCUUACAAUAAUGACAAAAAACAAAUACAUUUUUACUAAUUAAGUGAAUUGUGCUAUGAUGAAGUUUAAACGUUGAUUGACUGACAUAUGUUAAAAAUAAAAAAAUAAUUAAACGAAAGGAAGCGACGAAUGAUGAGAAUAAAAUAGUGAAAAGUAUAAACGGAGAAACUUGAUUAAUUUUAUGUAAAGCUACGCUUGUAUAUGAAACACUAUUUCGUGAAUAAAAGUAGUUGUUUGCUUCGUAUCCGUGUAAUGUGUCGUCGUAAAAAAGGAAUAAAAUUUACAGAAAGCUAUAGAAGGACGUUUUGUGUAAUUCAAAUUGUGUAUACAUCUGCUAAAUAAUACUAUGAUUAAUGUA
This is a messenger RNA of Nasonia vitripennis (jewel wasp), 3778 nucleotides long. RefSeq names its product eukaryotic translation initiation factor 4H (gene eIF4H1). The record is from RefSeq and is a predicted model, not a curated record. The transcript has 5 exons. The coding region runs from base 829 to 1722 and encodes 297 amino acids. Gene Ontology annotation, molecular function: RNA binding. Lineage: Eukaryota; Metazoa; Arthropoda; Insecta; Hymenoptera; Pteromalidae.